This is a messenger RNA of Rotaria socialis, 825 nucleotides long. The record is from the annotation of a GenBank genome assembly. Lineage: Eukaryota; Metazoa; Rotifera; Eurotatoria; Philodinida; Philodinidae.
AUGACCUUCGUGGUACUAAUUCGUCGGGAACAUCGUUUCAAAAUAUUUUGGCCAUACCGUAGUUUGGAGAUGUUUUCUCUUACGAGUGAUUUAAAAUAUUGUGUAGGUCGGGAAGGAAAAGUGGCUUCCAAUCUCCAGUUUCCAAUUUUUAUUAUAACUAGAGAUAGAGUAAAUAGCCUACGUCGCGCCAUUAGUUCAUACAAAAGACUUUCUACUCCAUGGCAUUUAAUUAUUUGUGACCAUAAUUCUACGUAUCCACCCAUGGUGGCCUAUCUUGACGAAUUAAAGCAUCGUGGCGUUACCAUUUUUCAUAUUCGUUCUUCGGCUUGGUCGGAAGUCAUAAAGGACAUACGUAGUUACAUUCAGCAGUACUUAGCAUUUCACCCUGAUUUCAAGUACUAUGUAGUCACAGAUCCUGACAUUGGUCUUAAUAUUUCUGCUCCUGACAUCAUGCUGUUUUUUGCUGGAGUACUUGAGACUUGUCCAGGGGUUAAUGUCGUGGGUCCUGCGCUUCAAAUAACGAAUAUCCCAGACUAUUAUCGGAUGAAACAGAAAGUUAUUACCCAUGAAUCAAAGUUCUGGAGAUCUGUACCAUCUAUGGCAACUUGGAAAGGAAAUUCUUAUCACCUGGCCAUUCAACCAAUCGAUACAACUUUUGCAAUGAGAAGAAGGACAACAGCAUUCGUGCCUUUACAUGAUGGAACGAUCAGAACUUACGCACCCUACAUGGCAAUACAUCUUGACUGGUAUUUGAAUAGUUCAGAUCCAGGAGAUGACUAUCGUUGGUACAUAAGGCACCAAUCUGGUAUUAACCAUUGGCGCUGA